Molecule: messenger RNA, 6450 nt
Organism: Sciurus carolinensis (gray squirrel)
Lineage: Eukaryota; Metazoa; Chordata; Mammalia; Rodentia; Sciuridae
Gene: Setdb2
Product: SET domain bifurcated histone lysine methyltransferase 2
Exons: 14
Coding region: 1011-3119 (702 amino acids)
Biological process (GO): negative regulation of gene expression; heterochromatin organization
Cellular component (GO): nucleus
Molecular function (GO): DNA binding; protein binding; zinc ion binding
Source: RefSeq, a predicted model, not a curated record
CCGCUGCGGUGCCGGCGGUCUGCGAGCUAACCUGCUGAGGCGUAGACCGGGUGGGAAGUGUGACCAGUGGGCUCUAGGCCAAGCGGUGAGACGUCUUUGACUUCCGACUCCUCCCAGUUAGUGAUUGCAGUAGGAUGGGUUGGAUGUUAGAGGUUGCGCGCUUGCACCUCCCCGGCCGAGGUGAAGUGUAAUAAAUGGUGAAGUACUUCCUGGCCAUAGGGCACCUGAAGUCGUGUAGUCUCCCGGACAAGGAAUUGAAGGACCUGACCCGCAGGCGAAUCCAGCCUAACCAACAGAGCGGGCGGAGCGCCACCCUCAGGUUUGGCGGGCGGCUUGGAAAACGUCGGUGUAGCGGUGCACGGCCGUGGGUAGCUCCCUGAUGGUUCCUCCUGAAAACCUGGAACCCUCCGCCGCGUGAGCAGAGGUUGCACGGCAACCCGUGCCCUACCUUUCCUUUGCACCCACGUGCGUUCCGGGACUGGAGAAGGGAUAGCGGUUGCUCUAAGUUGUCAAACCCUAUUUCAUUCUCUUAUGGUGCACAACUUAAGGAGAGGUGAUUCCCGGUCAGCUGGGAACCGGAGGAUCUAAAAGGGGCCAUAAGAUAUGAACUACAGUAUAAAAUUCCGAAGCCGAAGUUGAAGGAUUAACCACUGACCCAUUUCACAGAAAUGUUUCAUGCACUUGUGAACAAAAGAUGGAGUUGGUUUUUACCUUUAAAAAGAUAUUGUCAAUGAUCUGAUACAACUGGAAAUGUUCACUUGAUGAAGAUGAUGGACCUGUCUUUUGUUUGAACUAGUGGUCAUUUAUGACAAUUCUUCAAUCAGUUUCUAUUUGAAAAUUCAUAUAUUUAAAGAAUAUUGGGUUAAAAAUGACAUAAUGUUCAUUCUUGGAAGACUGUGGAUUUUGUAAAGACUACGAUUGGAUUCCAGUAAUUUUCUCCAAAGUGAUUGAUGUCAGUCUUCUGAUAACUUAAUUUUGAAGAAUUUCAUAUAUACAAACAACUACAGAAGAUGGGAGAAAAAAAUGGUGAUGCAAAAACUUUCUGGAUGGAACUGGAAGGUGAUGGAAAAGUGGACUUUGUAUUUGAAAAAGUGCAAAAUGUGUUACAAUCACUUAAAGAGAAGAUCAAAGAUAGGUCUGCCACAAAUAAAGAAUACGUACAAGCAAUGAUUCUAGUGAAUGAAGCAACUAUAAGUAACAAUUCAACAUUAAUCAAGGAUCAUAGGCCUGUGACUCGGAGCGAACGGGAAAACAAAUCAAAUGUAUUUUCCUCUACAUCAUAUGAAAACCUCUUCCCAGCAGACUGUACAUUUCUGUCCACAGAAAAUAAGGAAAUUCUCCCUCUGGAAAAUAAAGUUAUAGACUUGAGGGGAAAAAAGUCAUCUUUGAAUUUAUCUUAUCAAAGUCAUAGUUGCUCUGGUGCUUGUCUGAUGAAAAUACCACCAAAUUUCAAGGGAGAAAACCCUCUACAGCUGCCAAUCAAGUGUCGCUUCCAAAGACGACAUGCAAAGACAAAUUCUCAUUCUUCAGGACUCCAUGUGAGUUAUAAAACUCCUUGUGGAAGAAGUCUGCGAAAUGUGGAGGAAGUCUUUCGUUACCUGCUUGAGACAGAGUGUAACUUUUUAUUUACAGACAACUUUUCUUUCAAUACCUAUGUUCAGUUGACUCGGAAUUACCCAAAACAAGAAGAAAUUAUUUCUGAUGUGGAUAUUAGCAAUGGAGUGGAAUCAGUACCUAUUUCUUUCUGUAAUGAAAUUGAUAGUAGAAAGCUUCCACAGUUUAAAUACAGAAAGACUAUGUGGCCACGAACAUAUUAUCUAAACAACUUUUCCAACAUGUUCACUGAUUCAUGUGACUGUUCUGAGGGCUGCAUAGACAUAACAAAAUGUGCAUGUCUUCAACUGACAGCAAGGAAUGCCAAAAGUUGUCCUUUGUCAAGUAAUAAAAUAACCACUGGAUAUAAGUAUAAAAGGCUACAGAGACAAAUACCUACUGGUAUUUAUGAAUGCAGCCUGUUGUGCAAGUGUAAUCGACAAAGGUGUCAAAACCGAGUUGUCCAACAUGGUCCUCAAGUGAGGUUACAGGUGUUCAAAACUGAGAAGAAGGGUUGGGGGGUACGCUGCUUAGAUGACAUUGACAGAGGGACAUUUGUUUGCAUCUAUUCAGGAAGAUUACUAAACAGAGUUAAUCCUCAGAAACCUAAUGCUGUUGAUGAAAAUGGAAAAGAAGAGACUGUUAUAAAAAACAUAUUUUCAAAAAAGAGGAAAAUAGAAGUUGCAUGUUCAGAUUGUGAGAUUGAAGUUAUCCCAUUAGAAUUGGAAAAGCAACCUAAAAGUGCUAAAACUGAGGAAUAUCUACCUAAGUUUAGUAAUAAAUCAGAAGAACCUAUUAUGGAGAUGAGCUAUAACAAUAUCUCAAGAACUCAGUAUCAUUCAGUUAUUAGAAGUCCUAAAUCCAAGACAGCCAUUUUUCCACACAGUGGGAAAAAGAUGGGAUUUGUUUCCUUGGAGUCUGCCAUGUCAGAAGAUGACGAUGGAUUUAAACCAGCCCCAGCACACGUGAACUCUAAAGCCAGGGAAGCACAAAAGGACUCAAGAUCCAACCAAGUUGAAGAUUCUGAAGACAAUCAGCUGAUUGAAUCAGAUGUAAUAGAUGUGACAGAAGAAACUGUACCAAGGGGCAGAUGUGACCAAGCAACCACAUUGGAUAAUGAAAAUGUUAAAAAAGAGUUUCAAAUUAAAAAACCCCAAGAGGAAAAAUCUCCAAUAUGUCAAAACCAGCAGGUCUAUCAUGAUGAAGAGUUGCCUAGUGAAACCAGGAAUACCUCAUCUGAUUCUUUAAUGAAGUCCAGUAAAGGCAAUGUUUUUUUAUUGGAUGCCACAAAAGAAGGAAAUGUGGGCCGCUUCCUUAAUCAUAGUUGUUGCCCAAAUCUCUUGGUACAGAAUGUUUUUGUAGAAACACGUGACAGGAAUUUUCCAUUGGUGGCGUUCUUCACCAACAGGUAUGUGAAAGCAAGAACAGAACUAACAUGGGAUUAUGGUUAUGAAGCUGGGACUGUGCCUGACAAGGAAAUACUGUGUCAAUGUGGGGUUAAUAAGUGUAGGAAAAAAAUAUUAUAAAUGUGUAACUAAUGCCUGUUCAUGAAAUUAGAUAAGGCUCAAAUUAGAGCCAUGCUAAAGAACCCUCAGUCAUCAGUGGAAUUAAUUUAGGUUGCUGUACACCAAGGUAAUUCUUCUCAUUAUUAAUUUUUUUCAGAGGAUUCAUAUUAUAUUUCUAUUUUAUUUGAUUUAGAAAUGCCAGGAACAAAAUAAGAACAUUUUCAUAUGCAUAGACUAUUCUUGUUUUUACGGCUGUUCAACUUUACUUGGGUACAAUGGAAGUGUGUAUAUUUUAUAUGAAAUACCACUGUAUAAUUUAUAACUUAUUUACAAAUUGUAUAUUAAGAAAAGCAAGUCAAAUAGAAUUCAGCUGUUUGAGUUACUUUUUUGAUCAUUAUUAUUUAGUUUAUACCUGCAAGGACCAAAUUUCACAUAUUUACCUACAAAAUUGAUGUUUAAUUCCUGGCAAAUCAUUAUAGGCUACAAGGUGGGCAACAGAACCUGAGUAAUAUGUAAGAACUAAUUUUAUACAUAUUAUUCCUAAGAUGUGCAGUUUUUUGUUGUUUUUUACCCCUGUGGUAGGCUUCAUGCAUGCUUGGCAAGUGCUCCACCACUGACACACACACCCAGUCCUCUCAAGUAUUUUAAUACUUGUUAAGAGAAGCUAUAUCUGGCUCCAUGAAACACUGUUCCAUCAAUCAUCUGAGUGGGGAGAAAAAACUCCUCAGUAAGUUAAGGCUCUGACAAACUCCUUUAUUCAGCUCUUUGAGAAGCUUUUUUCCAGUUUCCCUUCACUCCUUCAAUCCAGACAGGACAAGAGGGAAUAGAAACUUGGAAAAAAUUGAAUACUUUGUUCUAAAGAGAAUAAAGCUGUAAAUAAAACAAAUGUUGAAAUUAGAGGGAAUUGUCCUAGACAAAAAUUUCACCUCAAAAAUAAAACAAAACACUUUGAGCUUCUAAAAUAGCUCUUGUUACAUCCUGGGCAUGGCUGGUUGUUUUUGUAGAGAAAAGGGAGAGCUAACUACUUUGCUAUAGGCUAACCCUGAUCAUCUAGUGGAAAAGGGGACUGAGAAGCUCCAAAAAUCAAAAUUAAUUUUAUCCCUUAAAGAAAAAUUACAUUUGAUUGCUAGGAACUUCUCCUGAGAAACCAGGAUGGGACUGUUAGUUUGAAAAGGAGUAAUUAAAUGGAAACUGAGGCAGGAGGAGCACAAGUUCAAGGCUAGACUAAGCAACUUGGUAAGACCGUGUGUCAGAAAUGAAAAACGCUUGGUGGUAAAGCUCCUCUAGGUUCAGUCCUCAUGAGAGAUGGGCAGGAAGGGAAUUCUUUUUUGAAGAGUUUAUGUCUUGUUGUUGUUACUUGAUUUGAGGUUUAGUUUGAUUACCUUUCAAACAAAUCUAUUUUAGGUUUGAACCCAGUUUCUUAAAAACAUUGAACCAGAUGAAAAUUAAACUUGAAAUUGUUUUAAAAAAUGGAAAACAAAAGAACUAAGAAAGCAGCCAAAAAAUUAAAACCCAACAGCCUGCAGACAGAUGAAUCAAGUUUAGAAAUCUGUGUAUUCACAGUAUAGAUGCAGGAAUUUUAGUCAGUGCACUAAAAUCAAGUGAAGAAAUUUGAUCACAUAUUUUGUGCAUAAAAUAUUGUGGAUCAGCCAAUAUUUCCUUGAGAUCUGCUUUAGGAGCCCAUCUAACAUUCAGAACCCUGAAAUAGUCUAUCAGUUUUAUCCUCUUGGAGAAAUUUCUUCAGAAAUCGUGAUCUGCUUCAUCCUCGGUUGUUAUACAGCUAGCAUCUCGCAUCAGUACCCUAGAGAUUCCCUUUGUCUCUUACCGUCCGAUCUGUUUCUAGUUGAGUUUUCUUAUUUCCCUUUUCCUUAGUUUACUCCUGUAUGUUGGUGAAGCAUAGCUGCCAAUAGCUCGUUUUUAUUUUUAUUUUUAUUUUUGGACUGGGGAUUGAACCCAGGGGCACUUUACCACUGAGCUAUAUUGCCAACCCUUUUUAUUUUUUUACUUGAGAUAGGUUUUCACUAAGUUGCCCAGGCUGGCCCUGCACUUGCAAUCCUUAUGCUUUAACUUCCUGGGUAGCUGCGACAAAUGCUACUGUGCCUGAUUCCAAUAACUUUUGAAAAAGGAAAAUGAGAUGUUUUGAGACUCCACAUUUGAAAUGUCUUUUACUUGAUUACUAUUUUGGCAGAGUAUAGAAUUCUUACCUCCCUUGAAGUUACAGUGUUGUCUCUGGUCAGAGUCCAUUUUCAUCCUUCUACUGGUGUUUGGUGAGGUCUUUUAAUCUUAAAACUUAGUCUUUCAGUACAGAAACCAUUUCUUUAAGGCUUUCUUAUCUCUUUUUGGAAUUUCUGUUACCAAAAUGUUAGGACUCCAGAAUUGGUUCUCUGGUUUUAUAUCUACUUUUCUCAUAAUUUCCAGCUCUGUGUUACUGCUUUACUGUCUAGGAACUUAAUCUUCAAAUUCAUCUAUUGCAUUCAAUUUUUAUGGUCACAUAUUUUUAAUUUCUAAGAAUUCUCUUUUCUUCUUUUAAUGUUUUCUUUAUAACAUCCUAUAUUGGCCCAAGGUUGCAGUAUUCUAUAUUUGCCUGUGUGCAUACACAUACAUAUGCAUGCAUUCAUUAUCUGUAUUUUUUUCCUUGCUUAUUCUCUGUCCUCCCAGCUUUGUUUCUCUUGUAUGUUCGUUUUGGUCUUUAACAUUUUGGUCUUUCCUUGGAGUUGAGAGAAUAAUGCUGUCUACUCACAUUUUAGAAAGAGUGAGAGAAAGGGCUCUUGGAUUGCUUUACCACGCCUGAGCUGUUUUGCUGAGAAAUCCUGUCAAUCUCUUAAGAGUUUUCUUUUCUGCUUGGCAAGGCAUACUUCAUCCUCCUGAGGGGAAAGCAAAAAAAAAAAAAAAAAAAAAAAAAAAAGAAUCGUGCGCCUAGGGUCUGCUAGUUUCUUUCCCUUUUGCAACACCUCUGCCCCCAACCCCCACUGCAUUCUUCUAUAAUACAUUUCAUACUUGUCAAGGCUAUUCAAAUUACCUUGUUAUCCCCAAUUUUGCACUUGCAGCCUUAGAAACCUCAAAGUUCAAGACCUGCAGAAGUUUUCCUUUAAUUCUUAAGCAAAUCACCAAUUAUGCUUCUAUUCAUUAGGUUAUGAUUUAAUUAUAUGUAUUUAUGUGGCAUACAUGUAUAUUUAUUAUAUACACUGAAAACCUCGUCUUGUAUGGUGCUCUGUACCCAGUGGGUGCUAAAUAAAGGCUUGCUUCUGGCAACUGGAUUUAGGCUCUGUUAAUUUUGCGUCGGUUUAAAAUAUGACUGUUUAGGCCGAACAGUGGGAUGGAAUUUCAGAAGAAACCUCAGAAGAACUGAGCA